Molecule: messenger RNA, 3907 nt
Organism: Poecilia latipinna (sailfin molly)
Lineage: Eukaryota; Metazoa; Chordata; Actinopteri; Cyprinodontiformes; Poeciliidae
Gene: rassf11
Product: Ras association domain family member 11
Exons: 2
Coding region: 2034-3467 (477 amino acids)
Biological process (GO): signal transduction
Source: RefSeq, a predicted model, not a curated record
UUUGAGGCCUUUGCUAGCUCAGAUCUAUUAAAUUCUGCUGAGUACUUCUCAGUACUAUGAUCGCCAGACAGAAUGUUCAGUUCACUUAGGAGUGACUUUCAGUCUGUCUUUAACCUGCAGAGGUUCAGUUAGCUCACCAUUAUGAUGGUGACAGUGUGGCAGUAAACCCACUGACUUGAUGCUCUGCUGUCUGUCCUACAGCUAGCCAACCACAGCUACGUCUGUUGGUUUCAUCAGUUCAUCCAGAAAAUAACUUGUCUUAAAGGGUUUGCUUGAUCUUUAAUUAUGGAUUUCAACAAUAUUUACCAUGUUGACAAGAUAUUUUACUCAUAGAUAUCCUACAUUGGCUACAGUUCUUUAAUGUGGUUUGAUUUUUCUUGAUGGUGCAUCUUUCAAACAUAUCAUUGUGUGCGUGCGUGUUAGGACUUUGGUGUGAAUUGAGUUCAGGUUAGGUUUGAGGUUAGCCAGGUACCGGUAAUGGUUUAAGGUCAAGGUAUAGAAAUGAAUGAGAAAUUAAUGCAAAUGCUUGUGAAAAUAGAAAGACAUACUUUGGUGUGAGUACUUGUUUAGUUAUUGUAUUUAGGACCAUUACUGACAUAUUUACUAAACUUCUCUAGACCAGUGGAUCUUAUGGGGACCAAAGCCCAGUCACAGUAAGGUGGAUCACUGGUUUGGGGUUGGAGGUAAGUUUUUAAAGACCUGGGGUACGAAUUAGGUUGUAGGAUGUGUUAUUCCUCAGAGCUAACCCUCAGAGCUAACCCUAGCUCUGAGGAAUAAGGGAAUGCACAGAUCAGGCUGGACAGAGUUGGAGGUUGUUUACAUGUUCUGUUUGACUUGCUAUCACGCUUCCUGUUGAAAAGAUAAAAAGGAACACCCAGAGCUAUAAAACAUCUCUGUUAAAAAUAAAUAAAUAAACCAAAACAGCAAAAGAUAAGCCAUGCCAUUCUAAUGUCACAAACUCAGCCAAAUAUUUUGGAAAAAAUACAGUGGAUCACAAGAUAAUUCAAAAUGUGUUAAAUUAAACAUAAAAAUGAUGGCCAUCUCUGAAUUUACAAUUUGAAUUUGCUAUAGACAUGAGGCAGCUGCUGAUGUGAAUCAUUUUUCCUGAGUAUCAUUUUGUUUUGUUGCACAACAUAAAAACCCAAUCCAUUAAAGAUUCUGUUUGUACCAUUAUGAAAUGGUAUCCCAGUUCUUAAUCAUUAGUGUACGAGUCCAACUGCAGACCAGGUAUUCAAACAGGUGCAUGUGGAGAUUCUGUGUGGUGUAAAAAGGUCCAAAGCAGAUUUAAGAGUCUUGUAUUUCCAUGUUUUUUCCCACCACCUUCUAGUGUUAUUGUGCUCCAGGGUGAGGUACUAACCCCCAUCAGUCUGUGUACUGGUGUAUGAAUGUGUGUGUGAAUGUGGCUCAAGUGUAAAGUACUCUCAGUGGUUGCUAUGAAUUUGCUAUAGACAUGUAGAAAAGUAGAAAAGUCACAUAUAAAUUCAGUCUAUUUAUAUUCCCCAGUGUUAAAAACUUGUCCACAGAACUGAGAAAAAGACUGAGGCAAACCAGACAAAAGCUUCAGAUGAGCUAUAAAGCUUCCAUUAAGACAGCAGUAGCGGUAACUACUAUUUGCUGCAUUCAGUGUUUGUGUUUUCUUUUUUUCUAAAUGCUAAUCAUGCAAGAUGGGUGGGAUCUUAAAGUGUCCCUAGUGGAAGCUGCCUUAAGGAAUUUUAAUGAGCUUUAAUUGCUCUGCUGUUCCUCUCGGCCACAACAUCCAUAUCAAGACUGAGCAGGUCCGAGGAUCAUUUCUACAGACGGAACAACCAGGUAGGUCUCUAUGAUUCUCUUAGCAAAGCUGUACUAACAAGAUGACUUGCUUUGGUAAAGAAAGAUUAACCCACUUCCAGGCCAGUCCCAAACAUGAUGGACUGAUAGAUUACUGUAGCGCCAUUAAGGGUCAUUAAACUGUCUCCACAACUUCCUCAAGAGAAACAACAAGGUUCUCCAUUUAGUCAGAGAGCAACUCUUUUACAGAUCAAGAACUGGGCAGAAUGGAAGUGAAGGUGUCUGUCAAAGGCAUCCCACGUGUUGUGUGUGGAGUUACAGAGGAGACAACGUGCCAAGACGUGGUACUAGUGUUGGCUCAAUCUCUUGGGCAGCCAGGACGCUAUGCCUUGCGAGAGAAGUUCAAAGACUUUGAGCGGUGCAUGACCCCCAAUGAACGACUUCUGGAGACAUUGAAGAAAUAUGGGGAACAGGCCAAGGAGGUCCAGCUCAGUCUCCAACACGGUGGGGUCUCCGCUUGGGAUGAAAUGGGCAAAGUGAAAGUUGGCAGAUACCAGCCUUGUCCGCCACUGAGACGGAAAGACGUUGGGUCUAAAAUGCGGAGAGGCAGCGGUUCCCUAAGCUUGCACCGCCAAAGUUUGCCUCCAUUGACCUGUUUGAGAGAAGAGGUCGAGCAGAAGAAAGAUGCUCUGAAGAUGCCUAGAAGAAAGUCUCUGACUCUCAUGGAGGAAGCCUGGGAAUGGCUGGAAAGUCUUGGCAAAGGAAAGGUCUACAAUACGACUUGUGACAAGCCAAGGAAGAAGAGGAUUGAUAAAAGGGGACGGGCCUCUUUGGAUUUGUCCCUUUUUGCCACAAAAGAACAUCAAGAUCAAAGCAGCAGAGGUAUAGACAGAGGUCAGAAAAGUUCAAAAUCAGACUUUGACCAUCAAACAUCCUGCUGCAUCAGUAAUCAGACCAAGGAGAAAAGCAGGCGCUCAAAGAACACCCAAGAGGUAAAAUCUGACCUGAGCACCUCAAUCUGCACACCGGCAACCCAAGAUGAGAAAAAUCGUCUUAGAGACUCAAUCAUAUGUCAGCUGCUGUGCUUGCAGGAUUUACAAGUCCAGAUAACAAACACAGACAAACAGAUUUUGGACCUCGAGCAGAAGCAGAAAGCUAAAAGAGCUGAAGAAGAAGUCCAAGAGAGGCUUGUGGCUGAGGAGAUGGAAUACAUCAAAUUUUGGGAGAAUGAACUGAAAGCUGAGGAGAGUUACGAGAAAGAUUUGCAGCGUCAGUUCCUCGAGAUGAGAGCCAAGGCUGCAGAUUGCAAAGCUAAACUGGAGGAGUACAGGCGCAAAAUGCAGGGCUUGGAUUUUUUUGGCAAUCUGAACAUUGCUCAAGAAGACCGGAGGGUUUUAGAAGCUCGUGAAAAAGUCGCAACCAAGAUAUUCAACAGUUCAAAAAAGGAAGAAAAUCUGGAAGGAUCCGAGGCCAGUGUGGAAGGAAAUGUCAACAGGAAGUUCCUGCCCAAAGAAGAGCACAGCACCCCUCAUGCUCUAGUUCCUCCAAAUCAGAUAAGAGAGCGGCGGCCCACGGGACCCACCGAGCUGAGGGAGUGGUGGAAGCGUUGGUCAGAAGCUCAAAAGGCUCAACCCCAGGAUGAAAGGAAGGUGAUCCACCGCUCUGAGCUCACCAUUUACCUGAGGGGUACCAAGGUUUAGGACCAGCUCACAACGAUCCAAACUCCCGUUUGUGACAUCACCAUGAGAUCUCCACCAGGACAUCUUCAAUGAACCAGAGCAACAUUAUUCUGCUUUCACUGCUAUAUUAUCCUUCGCAUGACAACAGGUUCAUGUUUACACUCUAAAGGCUUUAACUGCCAUUCUUAUGCACCUGGAACUUUGUGAAUCACCAAACACAUAACUGAUUCUCUAAUUUUACUUGUGUGUACUUUGUAUCCAGUACUUUCUGAACCUGUUGGAUUACGGAUUAAAAGGAGUGAAUUUUAAAAAGAGCGCUUUCUUGACAAGUGUGUAUUAAUAAGCCCCAGUUAAGGCUUAAAUGUACAAAAAAGUACAAUUUAAACUAUAUUCUCAGGUUAUCUUUGAUAUUAAAUUCUGUAUUAUGAAACAUUUAAAAAUAAAAAUCAACUCCAAGAUUG